Molecule: messenger RNA, 390 nt
Organism: Eubalaena glacialis (North Atlantic right whale)
Lineage: Eukaryota; Metazoa; Chordata; Mammalia; Artiodactyla; Balaenidae
Product: follitropin subunit beta
Exons: 2
Coding region: 1-390 (129 amino acids)
Biological process (GO): G protein-coupled receptor signaling pathway
Cellular component (GO): cytoplasm; extracellular region
Molecular function (GO): hormone activity
Source: RefSeq, a predicted model, not a curated record
AUGAAGUUGGUCCAGCUUUGCUUUCUCUUCUGCUGCUGGACAGCAAUCUGCUGCAACUGCUGCGAGCUGACCAACAUCACCAUCACGGUGGAGAAAGAGGAAUGUGGCUUCUGCAUAAGCAUGAACACCACAUGGUGUGCGGGCUACUGCUACACCCGGGAUCUAGUGUACAAGGAUCCAGCCAGGCCCAACAUCCAGAAAACAUGUACCUUCAAGGAGCUGGUGUAUGAGACAGUCAAAGUGCCUGGCUGUGCUCACCACGAAGACUCCCUGUAUACGUACCCAGUAGCCUCUGAAUGUCACUGUGGCAAGUGUGACAGCGACAGCACUGACUGCACCGUGCGAGGCCUGGGGCCCAGCUACUGCUCCUUCAGUGAAAUCAAAGAAUAA